AUGCCUGCCCGCACGACACAAUGGCCUAAGCGCAGCGCAAAUGACUUACUGCAAUCUCCAGGCUUCCUGGGCGCUGCAGCCCGGUUCUGGCAGCGUUCCUAUGCUUCUGACUAUGUCGGGCUUGCCAUCCUAAUUACUGGCUAUAUCUGGAUCCAAUUCCUCGCCGAACCCUUUCACCGCAUGUUCUCACUUGACAACCUUGCCAUCCAAUACCCGCAUGCGGAAAUUGAGCGCGUGUCUGUGUCAUGGCUGUUCAUCUACGCCGGUGCCGUCCCGCUCGGCAUACUCGUCCUAUGGGCCUUGGCCGUCCGUCCAGGCACACACAAAGCACACGUCACAAUCCUCGGUUGGCUCGUGAGCAUGAUCCUCACCCUGUUCAUCACGGACGUGAUCAAGAACGCCGUGGGCAGACCCCGACCCGAUCUCAUUGCGCGUUGUAAACCCAAGCCAGGGACGCCCGCACACGAGUUAGUCACGUACUUGGUAUGCAGCGAGGAGGACCAUCACAUUCUGCACGACGGGUGGCGCAGCUUUCCUAGUGGGCACAGCAGUUUCUCCUUCAGUGGAUUGGGGUACCUGGCUCUUUUCAUCGCAGGGCAAUGCCAUGUUUACCGACCUAGAGCGGACCUCGCACGCGUGCUCCUCGCUCUUGCGCCGCUACUCGGCGCUGCUCUUAUAGCCAUAUCACGCUGCGAAGACUAUCGGCACGAUGUCUACGACGUCACGGUUGGCUCGAUCAUCGGCAUGUCCGUUGCGCACUACACCUAUAGAAGGUAUUAUCCGGCGCUACGAAGCAGCAAGUGUGCAACGCCAUUCCCCAAUCCAGCGGAUUCGUUGAACGGGAAGUUGAAAGAUGAAGAGGGUAGUGUGAGAGGUGUGCAGGAUUUUGAACUGGAUGAUGUUGACGAGGACGAUGAUGAAGAGAGGGAAUCGAGGCCGUUGAAUAACAGAAGAUGA
This is a messenger RNA of Dothidotthia symphoricarpi CBS 119687, 957 nucleotides long. RefSeq names its product PAP2-domain-containing protein. The record is from RefSeq and is a predicted model, not a curated record. The coding region runs from base 1 to 957 and encodes 318 amino acids. Lineage: Eukaryota; Fungi; Ascomycota; Dothideomycetes; Pleosporales; Dothidotthiaceae. The transcript has 4 exons. Gene Ontology annotation, biological process: phospholipid metabolic process. Gene Ontology annotation, molecular function: phosphatidate phosphatase activity.